Molecule: messenger RNA, 2480 nt
Organism: Paramisgurnus dabryanus
Lineage: Eukaryota; Metazoa; Chordata; Actinopteri; Cypriniformes; Cobitidae
Gene: cog6
Product: component of oligomeric golgi complex 6
Biological process (GO): intra-Golgi vesicle-mediated transport
Cellular component (GO): COG complex
Source: RefSeq, a predicted model, not a curated record
UUUGCUGGUUACUCAAAACAGCUUCCUAGAGGUUGACGUGGAUGUUAACGAUGGCAGAAACUAAAGCAGAGCUGUCAACUGACACAGCAAACCUUCACAUCUCUAACAGCAGCGGGAAUGUGUCCUCUCAGUCCAAUAAUCCACUUUCCAGAAAACUCAACAAGAUCCUGGAGACCAGGCUUGAUAAUGACAAGGAGAUGCUGGAAGCGUUGAAAUCUCUUUCAGUGUUUUUCACUGAGAACAGCCUGAGGACCAGGAGGAACCUACGUGGAGACAUUGAGAGACGCAGCCUGACCAUCAAUGAAGAGUUUGUGCGGAUAUUUAAAGAAGUUAAAGAGGAACUGGAGAAUGUACAUGAAGAUGUUCAAGCCAUGAGCUCCUGCUGUGAAGAAAUGACCAAUAGAUUAAAGGCAGCCAAAGAACAAACCCAGGACUUGAUCGUGAAGACCAACAAACUUCAAGGAGAGAAUCAUCGGUUGGAGGUUCGAUCUCAGGUGGCCCAGGCUUUUCUGUCAAAAUUUCAGCUGUCGCCUUCUGAGAUGGCCACAUUACGCACUGCACGUGAUGGUCCCAUCACUGAGGACUUCUUCAGAGCUCUGAACCAUGUGAAGAGCAUCCAUGAAGACGUGAAGGUCCUACUAAGAACCAACCAGCAAACGGCAGGGCUGGAGAUCAUGGAGCAGAUGGCUGUGUUACAAGAGACCGCAUACGAGCAGUUAUAUCGCUGGGCUCAGAAUGAGUGCAGAGGAUUGACUCAGGAAGCAUGUGAUAUUUCUCCAGUGCUGACUCAGGCUAUGGAGGCUCUCCAGGAGCGUCCUGUUCUUUAUAAGUACACGCUGGAUGAAUUCGCAACAGCGCGGCGCUCCGCCGUUGUUCGAGGCUUCAUCGACGCCCUGACACGCGGCGGCCCGGGCGGCACCCCUAGACCCAUCGAGAUGCACUCUCAUGACCCGAUGAGGUAUGUUGGGGACAUGUUGGCCUGGCUCCAUCAAGCCACAGCCUCAGAGAAGGAACAUCUGGAGGCUCUGCUCAAACAGGUCACCGUGCAAGGGGUUGAAGAGAACAUGCAGGAAGUGGUUGGUCACAUCACUGAAGGAGUUUGCAGACCACUUAAGGUUCGUAUCGAACAGGUUAUUGUUGCCGAGCCAGGUGCAGUUCUGCUGUAUAAACUUUCCAACCUUCUCAAGUUUUACCAUCACACCAUCAGUGGCAUCAUUGGUACCAGUGUUUCCUCUCUGUUGAUGACCAUGGACGAGAUGCACAUGCUCAGUAAGAAGAUGUUCUUUAACAGUCUCAGCGUUCACGCCAGCUGGCUAAUGGAUAAAGUUGAGCUCCCUCCUCCUGAUCUGGGUCCCACUGCCUCCCUCACUCAGACUCUGACGCUCCUCAGAGAGGUUUUGGCCUCCCACGAUUCCUCUGUGCUACCUCUUGAUGCCCGCCAGGCUGAUUUUGCACAGGUGUUGUCCUGUAUCCUGGACCCUCUGCUGCAGUUGUGUACAGUAUCAGCCAGUAACCUUGGCACAGCUGACAUGGCCACAUACAUGGUGAAUUCCCUCUACAUGAUGAAGACCACGCUGGCUCUCUUUGAGUUCACAGACAAACGAUUGGAAAUGCUGGAGUUUCAGAUUGAGGCACAUUUGGACACUUUAAUCAAUGAACAGGCGUCAUACGUUCUGACCAGAGUCGGUCUGAGUCACAUCUACAGCUUUGUCCAGCAACACACCACAGAGCAGGGGCCAUUGGCAAAUCUCCCCGGCAUGGACAGCACAUCCUUAAAAACAGCUAUGGUUCAGUUUGACCGUUAUUUGGCCUCCCCUGAUACACUUGUAAUGACCCAGCUCAACUUUCUACUCAGUGCCGCUAUCAAGGAGCAGAUCUUCAAACAGUCCACAGAGCUAGUGUGCCGGGCAUAUGGAGAGCUGUACAAAGCUGUCACCAACCCCGCAAAUGGCUAUAAAGAACCAGAAUCUGUCUUGCACAGAUCACCACAGCAGGUACAGACGCUCCUGUCCUGAGACAUGCAACAUUCACACGUGAUACGGCCUACGUGCGAUAACCAAAGCACAGACAACAUACUUGGUGCGCUGGAGCAAUGACAGAUUCUGGCCGCAGGACUUCCUAAUGUGUCGUUUGGUGAUGGGACAGAGUUCUAACAUGAGGAUAUUAUGGAAAGGUAAAUUAAAGACAGUGACUGUACAGAAAUGUCUCUGUGUGGAUGUUCUCUACGGACGAUGCGUUUUUCCAGAGAAGAGAGAAUUAUUUGUUUUUCCUUCCUGCGUGAACGGAGCAAACUGCAGACUAUUUCAUAACCCUACGCAUAUUUACAUGCUCUGAAAUAUACGUACAGUCAUUACAUUAAAUACACGGGGUAUUUUUCUUUACACACAUACGGCCACAGAGAGCGUGAUGUGACUCAGCUUUAGUCUGUAACCAGAAACAGUCUUUUUAAACAUAACUGCAUUAAAAUACACCCAAACAUU